This is a messenger RNA of Alosa sapidissima (American shad), 3363 nucleotides long. Its product is annotated as protein transport protein Sec24C. NCBI's taxonomy places the organism in Eukaryota, Metazoa, Chordata, Actinopteri, Clupeiformes, Clupeidae. The coding region runs from base 222 to 2996 and encodes 924 amino acids. The record is from RefSeq and is a predicted model, not a curated record. Gene Ontology annotation, cellular component: endoplasmic reticulum exit site; COPII vesicle coat. The transcript has 21 exons. Gene Ontology annotation, biological process: endoplasmic reticulum to Golgi vesicle-mediated transport; intracellular protein transport; COPII-coated vesicle cargo loading. Gene Ontology annotation, molecular function: SNARE binding; zinc ion binding.
CUUAACAAUCUUUGAUUUUACUAUGGUAGACGUUCUCCCAGCUGGAAAACCUAAACCCGUCUUCUCCAUAGGUUGCAAAUGUCAUAUUUACAAACGUGCCAUUGUUUUUUUAAAAUAACUUCUUAAUAGGUCAUAUCUUAUAGGCCUAAUAUGCACUAUGUAGGCAGGCUAUAGGAUCGGUGACAGCGCGAAGAAUAACGGAACCUUGGUUCCUAUGAAAUAUGCUGAUAUCUUGUGUCAGGCAGAUUUUACCCUGUCGAUUAAGCCUACCUCUGAGAUCUCAGGGGAAGAUGGAUGUCCCUGCUUCCAGUCCCACCUAUGGCCAAGAGGGGUUGUGGGGUUGUUAUUAUGGUUGGGCCCCCUCAGCAACAACACCACCACAGCUUAACUCCCCCGCAGGAUUCUCAAACACCUUCCAGACACCAUACCAGUGCCAGACGAGUACCUGUCAGGCUGGACCUGCAGCUCCACAUCCAGCCCCUCAUCCUCCACCAGUGGGUCAGCCUGGACCACCACCUAGACUCCAACCAACAGGCUCUGGGGGUCUGGAGAGACCGAGCCACUGGAACACUAACUAUCAGGACCAGAAUGGUGCUUUGUUGAGGCCUGCUGCUGAUACAACAUGCAAAGCCCAGUCACCCUCAGAGAAAGGCACACAACCUGGGAGUAAGCUGUCGAGUCCAAGCUCAGAGUCUCGGUAUGGUCUGGACCCUCAGCUUCUUCCCAGUGCUGUCCAGGUGUUGCAGGAGGACCAGGUGGAGUGGAAGGGGAAGACGUUUGUGUCUGAACCACCAUCAAGUCUUCCCCCUCUGUCAACCACUGACUGCAUUAUAGAGGACAAAGGUAAUGCCAGCCCUCGGUUCAUCCGCUGUACCACAUAUAGUUUCCCCUCUGAGGCCCAGUCUGCCCAGCAAAGCCACCUGCCCCUGGGCGCCAUCUUGGCUCCUCUGGCUAAGCAGCACAAAGCAGAGCGCCCCGUGCCCGUUUGUGACGAGGGCGAGUGCCUGAGAGGCUGUGUGGAGUGUGGUGCCUACAUGUGCCCUUCCAUGACCUGGCAAGACUGCGGGCAGCGGUUCCACUGCCCCUUCUGUGGCAAAUACAAUGAAGUGGCCUGGCAGCUCUACCAGCCCACAGACUGCCACAGCCGCAGGGCAGAUGCAGACAAGAGACCAGAGUUGAGUUUGGGCUCCUAUGAAAUACUUGAACGAAAUAAGGAGGAAGCGGCCAGUCUUCUCCUGGCUGUGGAUGUGUCGGACACUUCCCUGACAGUCGGCCAGUUAGAGUCAAUAUGCCAGCAACUGCACACACUCCUGGACACUGUGUAUAGGGAGGAAGACACAGAGCAGUGUGCCCUGCGUGUGGGACUGCUCACCUACGACCACAGAGUUCACCUCUACAACCUGAGUGCAAGCUUGUCCCGCCCACACAUGCUGGUCGUCACUGAGACGGAUGAGCUGGAGCUCCCUCUGACCGAAGGCCUUCUGGUUCCCCUCAGCGAGUGUAAACACAUCAUUCAGAGCGUGCUGCAGCAGAUCCCUUUAUUUACCUCAGAGUCCCAGGGUUCUGCCUCCUUACCUCACGAUACUGUCGUCUCCAUGGGACUCAAGAUCCUGCAGGCAGUGGGCUGUCCUGGGAAGCUGCUGGUGUUCCACUCGUCUCCCCUCUGCGAGAGUCUCAGCAGACCCGCCUCCUCUGGCUUCUUCAACUCCAGCAAACCAAAGUCACUUUUCCAGUCAUCUGAUUCUGCCGUUUCAUUGGCCAAGGCAUGUGUCAGUCAAGGCUGCAGCGUGCAUCUUUUCCUGUUCGCUCAGCAGGAUGUGGGAGGGGCUUGGCCAGGGGACAUCCCCCACUUGACAGGUGGUGGACUGUACUACUACAAUAGUUUACAGUCGAAACUGGAGAAGGAGCAACUAAACUGUGAUCUGAAUAGGAUAGUAGAGACAGUCACGGCAUACAAGGCCCAGCUUAGAGUCUUCACCAGCAAAGAGCUCAGUGUGUCCGGUUGCUAUGGCUCAUUCAUCCCCAGUGGUUGUCCAGGGCUCGUUGCCAUGGCUGCCCUCGACUGGAACACGGCACUGGCCCUGGAGUUCACCCACAGCCGACCACUCAGUGAGGCACAAGGCGUAGCCAUACAGGUUGUCCUGUCUUACACGGAUCCUCACGGGGAGAAGAGAACCAGAGUCCACAGCCUGAGUCUGCGUUGCUCAGCCUCCCUCCUGGAGAGUUUCCGAAACAGCCAGGCCGAGACGGUUCUCACCUUCUACUGCAAGAAGAUGUACUGUGCAGUGGUAGAGCGCCCUCUACAGUGCCUACGGGAGGAACUGCAGGCUGAGGUGACUGAGUUACUGGCCUGCUACCGCAAACACUGCAGCUCCACCCCAGUGUCCUCAGGACAGCUUGUCCUGCCUGCGUUCCUGAAGGUUCUGCCGGUGUAUGUAAACAGCCUGAGGAAGAGCGAGGUGGUGUUGCCUGGCAUACGCAGCUCAGUCCAUCAGCGUCUUCUGCUGCGCAGCCGCAUUCUCUCCAUGGACACCAAGACCACAGUCUCCCACUUCUACCCCUGUGUUCUCCCUCUGUGUGUGGGUGAUGAGCGCCCCCAUGUGGGAGAGGUGGUGCGCUGCAGUGCCUCCAGCCUUGACCCCAGUGGUCUGUACCUGGCCUACUCCCCCUCAGCCCUGGUGCUCUGGAUGGGCCAUGGGGUCUCCAGGCAAGCCCUGAUGGAGCUCUUCAGCAACUCUUGCUUCUCCUCAGUCACGUCAGGGGAGAUAAAAAUGCCUAUACUGGAUACCCCCCUGUCAGUCCAUGUGAGGACUCUAAUAGAAACUCUACAGUUAAACUCACCCUUCACUGCAUCGCUGAAGGUGGUUAAGCAGGGUGAUAGCUGUGAGGACACCAUACAGCGUCUCCUCGUCGAGGACAAGAGCCCCAACGGCGGAGCCUCGUACGCAGACUUCCUCUACCACCUCCACAUCAACUCCCUGCGUCUCCUGGUAUGACACAGUCUCUACAUCUCUCUGAGUGAAGACACAGACUGUGACUCUUCAUUGUGUAAAUCACUGUAAUGUGGAAUACAGUAUGUACCCAGUUCUUUGUAUCCUUGUGAAUGCAUGUGAAUAUUGUAAGCAAUAACAUAGGUUUUAAUGGGAUUCUUGCCAAGAAGUAGUUAAGAGUAUGUAUGUCAAUGAUUGUACAUAGUUUCAGAAGUGUCUUGUUCACCCUUUGACUUGCUACUUGUUUUAUUUUAUAUUUGUAUUUAUUGCCUCUUCUGAUUUUGUUGAAAUGUACAGCUGAAGUUGCACACUGUAAACACUGGAUUUGCUUCCCUCAGUUUGUACUGUUAAUAAAUGCUCCAUUCAAGUCAUA